GAAGAAGAUAUGGCUGAAUUGAAUUAUCAUUGAUCUGCAAUCAUGUACAUAUACAGUAGGUGAACGUGUCCUACACGUUUGUCUCUCCUAUAAGCAAGCUAUCAGCUAUAACUACCAACUACAAUCUAGGAAUACAAAAGGUAACUGUUAUAUAAAGAAUAUCUCUACUUUAUAUACAAGAUAAGUUAGAUUAUUUUCCUAACAAGGUCAAUACUCAUGAAAUGCUACACCACAGAAAACUCCACCUGGUACUUAAUCUAGAUCGCACCCUGCUGGAUCACGCGCAACUCAGUGAUCUGACCCCUGAAGAAGAAGAAUAUGUAAAGACUUUAACGAUGGAUCAUCCUCUGCCUUUGCAAGAUGUUCUCAAAGUGCAAGAUUGUCCCAAAAUGAAGCCUAUAAUUUUCAAGCUUAGGCCCUUUGCGAGAGCCUUUCUGAAGGAAGCCAGUGACAUGUUUGAAAUUUAUGCAUACUCAAAUGCUUCUCGAUAUCUUGUGUGGAAAAUGGUUGAGCUACUCGAUCCUACAAAUGAGUACUUUGGUCAUAGAGUGAUAUCGCGUGAGGAUUUCAUUAGCACCUUUGCUGGAAAGAAGUGUCUUGAUCUUGUGCUUGCCCAAGAGUCUACUGUUCUGAUCCUUGAUCAUAAGAAAGAGACAUGGACGGAGCAAAAUCAAAAUAAUAUAGUACUAACGCAGAAGUAUCAGUUCUUUAAAGGAAGGAGUGAACAAAACAGUGAGUUCAAGUCCCAUUGUGAGUUGAAAACUGAUGAGGGGGCGUAUCUUGCAGUCAUCCUUCAACAUCUUAAGCUAAUUCACAGCAGCUUCUUUGAUGAUCAAGUGAUGUGUGACAACCUUAUUGAAAGAGAUGUGAGGAAGGUGUUGAAAAAUCUUCGGCAACAGAAGCUGGCAGAGCAGUUGGGAACUACUUGUGAUGAACAAAUGGAUCUAUCGACCACACAGGUGGCUGGGGCUCACGUUGGACUACCUGCUCGUUCAUUGCAAAUGGAUUUUCCUGCUCGCUCACAGGAGGUUGCAAGUAAUUAUGAGAUGGCAAAAAGGCGUAACUUAACGAUUGAUCAUGGGGGAACAACAAGCAGCACAGAUCAUCAGGAGAUCGGGGUUGUUUCUGCUUCUUCUUUGUGUGAUUAUUGUGCCAACUUUGCUGACAGAUACGGUUUUCUACACGAGGGGCUCUUAACCACCCUAAGUGCUGAACACAUUUACCGUUUGCACAAGCACAACACACAGAAAAUGCUAGUCCACAAAAAACUCCACCUGGUAAUUAAUCUGGAUCACACCUUUCUGAGUCACACAAGGCUCAGUGAUCUGACCCCAGAAGAAGCAGAAUAUUUAAAGGUCCAAGAAGAUUCCCAAGAUAUUUUCACAGUGCGAGUUCCUCCAAAAAUGAAACCUAUUAUUAUCAAGUUCAGGCCCUUUCUGAGAACCUUUCUGAAGGAAGCCAGUGACUUUUUCGAAAUUUAUGCAUAUGCAAAUGCUCCUCGAUCUCUUGUGUGGAAAAUUGUUGAGCUGCUCGAUCCUAGAAAUGAGUACUUCGGUCGUAGAGUGAUAUCGCGUGAGAACUUUUGUAGCACCCACCGAGGAAAGAAGUCUCUUGAUCUUGUGCUUGGCCAAAAGUCUGCUGUUUUGGUGGUUGAUGAUGAAGAAGACGGAUGGCAGGAGAAAAAUCGAAAUAAUGUAAUGCUACUGGGACAGUAUUGUUUCUUCAAAAAGACGAGUGGCAAGAAGAGAAAACGGAAGUCCCUUUGUGAGUUGAAAUCUGAUGAACGGGCUGCUUCUCUUGCAUCUCUUCUUAAACAGCUUAAGCGAAUACACAACAGGUUCUUUAAUGAUGAAAUAAUGUGUGACAACCUUUUCGACAGAGAUGUGAGGGUGCUGUUAAAAGUUGAGUGGGACUCUAAUAUUGACGAUAGCCUUCAGUUUUGGAGGAAGGCAGUAUCAAAUUGUAUGCGAAAAAAAAUUGUGGCGUCCUUUAAUUAUCAACCGAAGAAUCUGGCGGAGCAGUCAUCCAGAGCUACUUGUGUUGAGGAACAAGUGGAUGAUCCAUCGUCAUUGGAGGUUGCAGAAGCAGCUCAUGUUGGAAAGUCACCUGCUCGUUCGUUCCAUCUGAGUUGGAUUGACAUAUCAAUCCGUUUGUGGCAGAAGAGUAAUGUAGAAAAGAACCCAGUUAUGAUUGAGGAUAGCGAAUUUACCUGCAGCUCAUGUGGUUGCAGCUCAUAUGUGAACACCCCGGAAUCCCUUUGUCGAUCCCUUUAUAGCAGAGACGAGUGA
Messenger RNA from Rosa rugosa (rugosa rose), 2288 nucleotides. Its product is annotated as RNA polymerase II C-terminal domain phosphatase-like 4. Gene Ontology annotation, molecular function: RNA polymerase II CTD heptapeptide repeat phosphatase activity. The coding region runs from base 222 to 2288 and encodes 688 amino acids. The record is from RefSeq and is a predicted model, not a curated record. Lineage: Eukaryota; Viridiplantae; Streptophyta; Magnoliopsida; Rosales; Rosaceae. The transcript has a single exon.